AGACACAACCAUCUUGUAGUAUCUGUUAACAUACGGGAAGCUGUGCACGCAGAACCCAGGGAUCCUUGCAUUAGUUCCAAUGGUAUCUUUAACAUGUUUCUCGUUUUUCUGAGUUUUCUUUUGUUGCUCCAGGCUGCUCACUUCUUAUUACCAGCAACAUGACAUUACGGCACUGAUUCGGUCUGGCACAGCACCCCCUUUUACUAUGCUCAAGAUCUUCUUUUAAACACACUGAUAGAGAAAUGACUGCAGAUGAAGUGCUGCUGCCCAAUUUGACAGAUGAGUCGGAACUAUUGUAGGAUCCCCCUGCGGGACCAGCUAACUUUAGUAUCCUGGAAAAAACAGCCGAGGGCGCUGUGUUGCAGCUCUCGGCAACUAACCGUGCAGCUCAGCCUGCACUUUUUUUGAUGCUAACAGUUUGAUAUACUUUGUCUACAAAGUUAAUAAAGAAGGGCAGAAGCAAGGAAGGGAACGGUAGCGAGCUCUUAUCGAGAAAUCAGAUGGUUGCCGGGCUACCAGGCUGCACUGAGGGGACUUACUAGUAGGGGCUGUCUCCGUUUAAACUUCUGGCUCCUGCUGCUGCUGCCUUCCUUGAGGGAGGGGGAAAGACAGCAAAUUCAUAGCCUGUGAAUGAUAAGGCAGCAAGCUAUCUUUACUGAAAGCCCUCCUAAACCCCUCCAUAACUGCAAAGGAAUGUUAGGCACCGGUGAGCUAUUAAAGUAGUUGUGAAAACAGCAACGUCUGGAGAUGAUACAAGACCUUUGGCGGCAACGAAGGAAGUUGGUCCAUCAGAAGAUGUUACAUCUGCAGGGCUACGAUAAGAAGGUACAGGAGCCAACGUGUUGUGCAGAGAUGUUACAGCAGCGGCGGAGAUGGCGUUGCAGACUAGUCACGCACUGCUGCACAUUGUGGCUGCUCCUGGAAUUUGGGCUUGGAAUUCAAGGCGCUAAGGGAACAGACUUGCCUGACUUUGCCUCUACCUCAUCGUGGAACACAUCAAUUGAAACAGACAAAGACUACUACUUGGUCCUUGACGAACCGAUGAACAACAUCACAACAUCACUUGGACAGACUGCAGAACUACACUGUAAAGUGUCUGGCAAUCCUGUACCUUCUAUUCGCUGGUUAAAAAAUGAUGCUCCUGUCGUUCAAGAGCCCAGAAGGAUAUCAUUUCGGCAAACCAGUUAUGGAUCACGAUUACGAAUCCGAAACCUUGAUACCACUGACACUGGCUACUUUCAGUGUGUUGCUACCAAUGGCAGGAAAACAGUUUCAACAACAGGUGUACUCUUUGUAAAAUUUGGUCCACCACCAACAGUAAGCCCAGGAAAAACAUCAACUGAUGAAUACGAAGAAGAUGGCUUCUGCCAGCCAUACAGAGGAAUUGCAUGUGCCAGAUUUAUUGGAAACCGGACAAUUUAUGUUGAUUCUUUACAAAUGCAAGGAGAAAUAGAAAAUCAAAUCACAGCUGCAUUUACAAUGAUUGGCACAUCUAAUCAUUUAUCUGAUAGGUGCUCACAGUUUGCCAUUCCUUCUCUGUGCCAUUUUGCUUUUCCUUACUGUGAUGAAACUUCAGCAACACCAAAGCCUCGGGACCUUUGUCGUGAUGAAUGUGAAAUUUUAGAAAAUGACUUAUGCAAAACGGAAUACAUCUUUGCAAGGUCUAAUCCUAUAAUACUGAUGAGACUCAAGCUGCCCAACUGUGAAGAUCUUGCCCUGCCUGACACCCCAGAAGCUGCAAACUGUAUGAGAAUUGGCAUCCCCAUGGCAGAACCUAUAAACAAAAAUCACAAAUGCUACAAUGGGACAGGGGUAGAUUAUCGUGGAACUGUAAGUGCGACUAAAUCAGGAAGGCAGUGCCAGCCAUGGAAUUCACAACAUCCACAUACGCAUUCAUAUACCGCGCUCAGAUAUCCAGAGCUGAAUGGAGGACAUUCAUAUUGCAGGAACCCUGGGAACUUCAAGCAGGCUCCAUGGUGCUUUACACUGGAUGAAAAUGUGAAGAUGGAACUUUGUGAAAUCAUUGCCUGUGAUACCACAGAGAAGAACAAGAUGGAGAUUCUGUACAUUCUUGUGCCAAGUGUAACGAUACCUGUAGCAAUAGCAUUUUUAUUCUUUUUUAUCUGCAUCUGUCGCAACAACCACAAGUCUUCAAGCCCACCUCAACAGAGACAACCUAAACCUGUUAGAGGACAGAAUGUGGAAAUGUCCAUGCUGAGUGCUUACAAACCAAAGAGCAAAGCAAAGGAAUUACCCCUUUCUGCUGUACGUUUCAUGGAAGAGCUUGGAGAAUGCACAUUUGGAAAAAUUUAUAAGGGACACCUUUAUCUUCCAGGCAUGGAUCAUGCACAACUCGUAGCUAUUAAAACGCUUAAAGAUUUUUCCAACCCUCAGUUAUGGACAGAAUUUCAACAGGAAGCUUCACUUAUGGCAGAACUACAUCACCCUAAUGUCGUUUGCCUUUUGGGAAUCGUUACACAAGAACAACCUGUGUGCAUGCUUUUUGAGUACAUGAACCAGGGGGAUCUGCAUGAAUUCCUAAUUAUGAGGUCUCCCCAUUCAGAUGUUGGAUGUAGCAGUGAUGAAGAUGGCACAGUUAAAUCAAGUUUAGAUCAUGGUGACUUUUUACACAUAGCAAUACAAAUUGCAUCAGGAAUGGAAUAUCUCGCUAGCCAUUUCUUUGUCCAUAAAGACCUUGCAGCUCGUAACAUUAUAGUUGGUGAGCAGCUUCAUGUAAAAAUUUCUGAUCUUGGACUGUCACGAGAAAUUUAUUCAUCUGAUUAUUAUAGGGUUCAGCCAAAAUCUCUGUUACCAAUUCGAUGGAUGGCACCGGAAGCAAUAAUGUAUGGGAAAUUCUCAUCAGAGUCUGAUGUUUGGUCCUUUGGAGUACUUUUGUGGGAGCUCUUUAGUUUUGGUCUUCAACCAUAUUAUGGCUUUAGCAACCAAGAAGUCAUUGAGAUGAUCAGGAAACAUCAGCUUCUGCCUUGCCCUGAAGAUUGUCCCUCCAGGAUUUACAAUUUGAUGACAGAAUGCUGGAAUGAGAUUCCUACCAGAAGGCCACGAUUUAAAGAUAUUCACUGUAGAUUGAGAUCAUGGGAGGGUCUUUCAAGUCAUACCAGUUCUACUACUCCAUCUGGAGGAAAUGCCACUACUCAGACAACAUCCCUAAGUGCAAGUCCAGUUAGCAACCUCAGUAACUCUAGGUUCCCUAAUUAUAUAUUUGCACCACAAGGCAUUCCUCAGGGUCAGAUUGCUGGCUUCAUUGGUGCUCCAAUGCAUCCAAACCAGAGAUUUAUUCCAGUAAAUGGAUAUCCCAUUCCUACAGGGUAUGCAGCCUUUCCAGCUGCUCACUAUCAACCACAUGGUCCACCAAGAGUCAUACAGCACUGUCCACCUCCAAAGAGUCGUUCACCAAGCAGUGCAAGUGGGUCAACUAGCACCGGCCAUGUAACAAGUUUGCCUUCAUCAGGAUCAAAUCAUGAUGCAAAUACUCCACUGCUGUCUCACAUGCCAGUUACAAGUCAUCCUGGUGGAACUGGAGUGCAAGUUUUUCAAAAUAAGGCUCAGAAACCUUUAAAGAUGGACUCAACACAGACAUCUUUAUUAGGGGACCCUAGUAUACAUAUACAUAAUGAAUGUGUUAUUACAACAGAAAUGUAAAUAUUUUUAUAGUUUUGUGAAUAUGUUCAAUUGUUAGGAAACAAAUGGAAAGAGAUUUAUAUGCAGAACUUUUAUUAAAAAAAAAACAUUAAAAAUACAUUUACAUGGUGAAAAACCGUUUGCCAGAAAUGCCUUCUAUGAAGUUUUACUACCUGCCUGUAGGGAUAGAGUGGUAUUAUACCAGUACCUUUCCAGUGAAGACAUUAUAAAGUAUUAGUGCUGAACAGCAUCAAUUAACUAGGCUACGAUAUACCUUGUCUUCAAAAGAAAAACCUUAUAUUCAUUAAAUGAUGUUUGGGUAAAGCCUGUGUAAAGUAAGAAAUCCAAAUCCAGAGGUUUACAAUUGCACUUAAUCUGUAGUAUGUGUUCUGACUAAUCAACAUCUGAAUAAUUACACAUUUAAAAUUGCAGGUUUAUUCUUCUGCACACUUUUUAUUAUGGUGAAAAUGAUGGUGAUAUUUGUCUAUCCCUGUUAAUUAAGAUGAGGACUUGAUGCAUUUAUGACUAAAAAUCAGGUUAUGAAGAAAUAGACUGUAUUCAUUAGCCUGGUAAAUGCAGUUCAUAAAUCAUUGUUCUGCUAACACUAGGUGGAGUCAUAUGAUCUGUCCAAAAAAGUAUUAAAAAUUACAGUAGUAACUUAUACCAAUUAAUUUAGUUAUUAUGAAUAUAAGUGCAGUUAUUUUUGUUUCCUGUUGCUAUGCAACUUAAUGUCCAAAGAUCCAACCAAGCCACAUUCAUAAAUGACAAUCAUUGUUACACAGUAAGACAGUUACAUAACAUGACAAUUACUAUGUAUUUUGCUUGAUCAGAAGACAGUUGCCAUUUCCAUUUGACUCAAGUCGAAUACCUUCCGAAUGCCUUUUGACCAGUGAACUAUAUGCAAAAACUGUGACACUGACAUUUGUAGACCAAAUUACUUGCAAUGUCUGACUGUUGUUGGUACAAAGAUGAUGUAUAGUGUAAGCAAAACAUAUGUGUAUGUCUUUUUAUAUAGAGAACAACUUGUAUUCGCUUAAUAAACUGUAAUUUUCUUUUUAUAUAAAUAAUUAUAAAACCACUUGAACAGUAAUAGGGAAAACAUACUGAAUGUUGUUCAUUUUGAUGUACCUCUCACCUGUUCUUACUUGUAAACAUAAUGCCAGUGUGUUUAUCCAGAAAGAAUCAAGUCAGACCCUUUUUGGAGAAA
Protopterus annectens (West African lungfish) is the source of this 4846-nucleotide messenger RNA. It is a transcript of the gene ROR1, whose product is annotated as receptor tyrosine kinase like orphan receptor 1. Bases 748 to 3660 code for a protein of 970 amino acids. The record is from RefSeq and is a predicted model, not a curated record. Gene Ontology annotation, cellular component: signaling receptor complex. The transcript has 9 exons. NCBI's taxonomy places the organism in Eukaryota, Metazoa, Chordata, Ceratodontiformes, Protopteridae. Gene Ontology annotation, biological process: positive regulation of kinase activity; multicellular organism development; protein phosphorylation. Gene Ontology annotation, molecular function: ATP binding; protein kinase activity; protein binding.